GACUCGGACGAUCAGGAGAUCGAAGCGACGGAGCUGCGGAGGCUAACGCACCUCCCCGUCGUCUCACACGUCUUGACUGACGAGAAACCAAUCAUCUAUUGGUAUGAUCCCGUCAAGAAGUUCUGGAGGCACCACGUUCGCAUUUCUGUGCCCCACGAUGAUUGCCGGGAUCACCUUGCGAACGAGCGCACCUUCCUCGGCUACCUUCGUGACUCAAUCGCCCUCUCCAUCAUGGGAAUCAUCAUAGCGCAGCUCUAUCGCUUGGAGCACUCUCCCCACCCUAGCAAGGUGUACGGCUACUAUGUCCUCAGCAAGCCAGUGGCCGUGGUCUUCCAAAGCGCUGCAUUAUGCAUGAUAUCGAUCGGAGCGAUCCGGUUCUUCCGCCAGCAGAACGCAAUGGCGGUAGGGAAAGCUCGCUCCGGAGGUUGGGAGAUUCUCUUCAUCAGCUUGGGAGCCUUC
This is a messenger RNA of Neohortaea acidophila, 459 nucleotides long. RefSeq lists its product as uncharacterized. The record is from RefSeq and is a predicted model, not a curated record. Lineage: Eukaryota; Fungi; Ascomycota; Dothideomycetes; Mycosphaerellales; Teratosphaeriaceae. The annotation marks the transcript as partial. The transcript has 2 exons.